CAAUUGCUAUGGAAUCUGCCAGAGUCUUUGUCGGGCUCAAACCACCAGAGGCUGUCUCCCAGUUGAUCGUGAGAUAUCAAAAGAACCUUCAAGAAGCUAUUCUUGAUAGAGGUUCAAGUAUAAACUUAUUGGGAGGAAAGCAGUCAAGUUUCGUUCGCUGGACUGCUCAAGAUUCACUUCACCUCACGCUUCAUUUUAUCGGUUCUGUUUCUCGGGAAGUUCUAGAUUCCUUACGAUGGAAGUUUCGUGAGAAGGUUUAUCAAAUAAAGCCUUUCAAAGUUACUCUUGGUUCGAUGGGAUUUUUGCCAAAGAACAGGAAGAAUAUGCGAGUCGUUUACUUGAGUGUGCUGGAUCCCGAGAAAAACUUAGAUUCCUUAGCUGCUAGAAUACGUUCCUGUGUAUUAGAACAAUUUGGACUCGCCAACGAGUCAGCAGUGGUUGUGGAUUCUGAUAUUUCGUCUUCUGCUGUGAGUCAGGCUGAUAUCAAACAAAGUGAAGUUCUUCCCAGUCUCGAUCAGCAGACUGCGUUGAGUGAAAGAAAACAAGAAAACGUCUCUUUUUAUGAAACGCUUGACAAAUUGAAAAAGUCUCAUCCUUUUUUGAAGGGAAGUGAUAGCCCUUUCCUCCCUCAUAUCACACUGGGAAGAUUGGAAAGAACAGCCAAACGAGAGGAGAGAGAUUACUUAGCUUCUGUUAUCUCGAAGACUUCAUUGUUGAAUGAACCAUCUUUACAUAUCGGUAAUACUAUUGAAUGGGAGGUCAAGUCGUUUGUCUUUUAUGAGUCUGUUCAAGAAGAUGGACACUCACAAUACAAAAUCUUGGAGGAAUUUUACUUUUGAAAAUCUUUUGCCGCAUUCGAAAAAAUCUUAAUUGGUUAUUGU
Messenger RNA from Galdieria sulphuraria, 881 nucleotides. Its product is annotated as 2'-5' RNA ligase. The transcript has a single exon. NCBI's taxonomy places the organism in Eukaryota, Rhodophyta, Bangiophyceae, Galdieriales, Galdieriaceae. The coding region runs from base 9 to 839 and encodes 276 amino acids. Gene Ontology annotation, molecular function: RNA 2',3'-cyclic 3'-phosphodiesterase activity; 2',3'-cyclic-nucleotide 3'-phosphodiesterase activity. The record is from RefSeq and is a predicted model, not a curated record.